AUGAAGUAGAAAAUUACGAAGUAUCCGCUUUUCAGGAAUUUUUUUUAGCCGUAGAAUCAAAUUCCAGGAGGAAACAAUCCAUCCAAAUUAAUCGGUCUAAAUAUUCUGUCGGCGGGGUUCGACCAGGGCACAAUAUUAAAAAAUCUCAGCGUUCACAGGGUUUGCAAAAAUGGAGGCGAUCGAUUUCAGAAACAAGCAUAUCUUGGCUCCCAUGGUGCGCGUGGGAACCCUUCCAUUCAGAAUUCUGGCUGCUGAAUACGGAGCAGAUAUCACAUAUGGGGAAGAGAUUAUAGACCACAAAGUGGUCAAAUGCUAUCGUCAGAUAAAUGAAACUCUUGGAACUGUUGAUUACGUGGAUAAAGGAACAGAUGAUGUUGUUUUCCGGACUUGCAAUCAAGAAAAGCAUCGUGUAAUCUUUCAGAUUGGGACUGCGAAUGCUGUACGUGCUCUAAAUGCAGCUCAGCUUCUGUGUAAUGAUGUAGCAGGUAUUGAUGUUAACAUGGGUUGUCCCAAGUCCUUUUCAAUAAGUGGUGGCAUGGGUGCAGCUCUAUUAGCCAAGCCAGAGCUAAUUCAUGAUAUACUGACGACAUUAAAGAAAAAUUUGGAGAUACCUGUAACAUGUAAGAUACGUUUGCUUAAAUCACCUCAUGAUACGGUUGAAUUGGCGAGGAGAAUAGAAAAAACAGGUGUUUCUGCUAUUGCUGUUCAUGGGAGGAAAGUUGAAGAUAGGCCAAGGGACCCUGCACAGUGGGAUGUGAUUGCUCAGGUGGUUUCUGCAUUGUCUAUUCCUGUCAUUGCCAAUGGCAAUGUUUUUAGUUAUGAAGAUUUCCAAAAGAUAAGAGAUGCAACAGGAGCUUCGUCCGUCAUGGUGGCAAGAGGCGCUUUAUGGAAUGCAUCCAUUUUCAGGCCUGAAGGAGCAUUGCCUUGGGAAGAUGUGAAGAGAGAAUACAUGCGUAAGAGCCUUUUAUGGGACAAUAGUAUAAAGUAUACAAAACAUACUUUGAAGGAGAUGAUCAAUCAUCAUUCUUUUAUCGAGCUUCCUGAGGGAAAGGCUAUUACUAAAUGUCAAACAUUAGCAGACUUGGCUGAUCUUUAUGGACAGAGAGACUUCUAUAGAACAGUUCUAGAAGAUCGUGACUUAUUGGUUGGUACAAGGAAGCUUAAACUUUCUUGAGGACAGUACUCAUUAGCUUGCCAGUCAUUGCAAUUGUCAGGAAUUCCAGUCUCAAGGACCUCCAAAACAGCUUUAUAUUUUUCCAUAAACAUCUGCAGUGGUAAAAUGCCUCGCAGUCAAUUGCCCAUACAAUAUGGUGUAUUCACUCCACAUAAUAGGAGUAUGAUGUGUUUACAUGAUUUCUUCUUCUGGAAAAUGAAGUGGAAAUCUACAGCCAGGAAAACUUUUCAAUAGAAUAUAUGGAAAUGACAUUCGAGAGUUUACUUCCAAAUCUGAAGAGAGCUUUCGUUGUUUUAAAGCAUUGAUUAAUUGGCCUUUUAAACCAGAAAAUAUUUUUCAGCUGCAGCCUGUAGGAGAAUCCUGAAAGCAGCUAUUUUUUCACAUGUCAUCAAGACAUUGACCAUACGGAUGACAUUUAGCUUACCCUAACAGAAUAAUAUGAUAUCUACUGAUAUUGUUUUGUUCAAUUUUUCUCACAGACCAUCAUCAAUUAUAUUAUUCUGUAUCCAGCAUUCAGUGCUGGUUGAUGUCUAUAAACAUUUAUUACAGAAGCACCAUCUACACAA
Messenger RNA from Cryptomeria japonica (Japanese cedar), 1740 nucleotides. RefSeq lists its product as uncharacterized. The transcript is spliced from 10 exons. Gene Ontology annotation, cellular component: cytoplasm. Gene Ontology annotation, biological process: tRNA dihydrouridine synthesis. Bases 170 to 1174 code for a protein of 334 amino acids. Lineage: Eukaryota; Viridiplantae; Streptophyta; Pinopsida; Cupressales; Cupressaceae. Gene Ontology annotation, molecular function: flavin adenine dinucleotide binding; tRNA dihydrouridine synthase activity. The record is from RefSeq and is a predicted model, not a curated record.